GUUCAUCCAACAAAGAAAAAUGAAGAAAGCCACUGAGAUAUAAUAGACUGUCCUACUACUAGGUUGGGAUUGAUAAACUGAAAAUUAGUGCAGAUGCAGUAUAACUGCACUGGGAUUUCAAAAGCAUGCUUCAGUGGAGGAGACGUCAUUGCUGCCUUGGCAAAAUGACCUGGAAUAGUAAAAGGUCACUUUUUCGCACCCAUCUCACAGGGCUUUUAUCACUCGUGUUUCUGUUCGCCACUUUGCUGUUCUGUAACCAUCACAAUUCAUUCACUGGUAGAGUUGGACUAAAAGAGAACCCAGUGACGCAUUCAAUUCGUGGAUUCAAAACAACCAAAACUGAUACCAACAGCUCACUAAGGAAUAUCUGGAAGGAUGCCAUUCCACAAACAUGGAAGCCUCACACCACAUUUAACCUAAGUAACACGGAGUCACAACAACAAGGUGUUACGGGCCUGGAGAAUACUUUAAGCACCAAUGGAAGUGUUUACAGUGAAAAGGGCUGGGGUCAACAAAAUGUAUACCAUUACAAGUAUAUCAUUAAUGAGCCAGAGAAAUGUCAGCAGAAAAAGCCUUUCUUAAUACUCCUCAUAGCUGCAGAACCAAGACAAAUUGAAGCGCGACAGGCUAUUAGGCAGACAUGGGGAAAUGAAAGCCUUGCACCAGGAAUCCAGAUUGUAAGGCUGUUUCUUCUGGGCUUACACACCAAGUUAAAUGGGUUAAUUGAACAGGCAAUAGUGGAUGAAAGCAGGCAGUAUCAUGAUAUCAUUCAGCAAGAAUACUUAGACACUUACUACAAUCUCACCAUUAAGACACUUAUGGGUAUGAACUGGGUAGCAACAUACUGCCCCCACGUUCCCUAUGUCAUGAAGACAGACAGUGACAUGUUUGUUAAUACAGAAUACUUGAUAAACAAACUGCUGAAGCCAGACCAACCACCGAGAACCAACUAUUUUACAGGGUAUUUAAUGAGGGGCUAUGCACCCAACCGUAACAAAGACAGCAAGUGGUACAUGUCCCCAGACCUGUAUCCAAGUGAGCGUUACCCUGUGUUUUGUUCUGGAACAGGUUAUGUUUUCUCUGGAGAUCUAGCAGAAAAAAUAUUUAAAGUCUCCUUAAGUAUUAGACGAUUACAUUUAGAGGAUGUGUAUGUUGGUAUCUGUUUAGCCAAGCUGCGCAUUGACCCUAUACCCCCACCAAAUGAAUUUGUAUUCAAUCACUGGAGAGUUUCAUAUUCUAGCUGUAAAUAUAGCCACCUAAUUACCUCUCAUCAGUUCCAGCCUGGUGAAUUGAUUAAAUACUGGAAUCAUUUACAACAGAAUAAGCACAAUGCCUGUGCCAACGCAGCCAAGGAAAAAGCCGGUAGGUAUCGGCACCGUAAAAUGCACUAAAAAGGACAAAAGUGAAGACUAGGAAAAUAUUGAAGUUGGAAAUAUGAACGCAUGUACAGUGACACACAAGUGAGAUGUAAAUGGAGUGAAAAAUUAUUUUUUUAUUUUUAAAAAUAUAUUUAAAAAAACUUGUUUGGGGAAAAAAGAUGAACAGAAAAAAAACUAAUGUGAGGAAAAAUGUGUGUUUAUUCUGUGCAAUAAGAAGCAUGCACACUUCUGUGGUAUACCUGAUAUUUUACGUGCCAAUAAAAUAUGACUGAACACAUUUUU
Molecule: messenger RNA, 1661 nt
Organism: Nanorana parkeri
Lineage: Eukaryota; Metazoa; Chordata; Amphibia; Anura; Dicroglossidae
Gene: B3GALT2
Product: beta-1,3-galactosyltransferase 2
Exons: 1
Coding region: 126-1391 (421 amino acids)
Cellular component (GO): membrane
Molecular function (GO): N-acetyl-beta-D-glucosaminide beta-(1,3)-galactosyltransferase activity
Source: RefSeq, a predicted model, not a curated record